AUGGUGAUGGCGCCGUACGACCGCACGAAAGCUCGAUCAGAGAUACUUGAAACCUUUCGCCCACUGUACAGCGAUCCCUCGAUCACCUCCGAUCCGCAGCGACAUCUCGCCGUUCUACGAUCCAUGAGCGAAGUGUUACCUAGCGCUCUUAAGCCUAGCAAAGCACAGCUCGAGACCCCUCAUUACUACGGAAUCGACAUGAUAGCAUCUCCAACAUUGCGAGAGCGUCUCAUGACAGUCACUUCCGACGUAGCGAGGGCCUUCGUCUCCGAACUUGGCAUCAUCGGUGGAGAACGAGACGAAGUUGGGCAAGUAAUCACCUGGGGCGACGACCCUAACAAUGAGAUGUCCUGGGAGCUUUCCCAACCUCUAUUAGAGCGUUGGGGCUGGCUCCUUGGGCCAAACUGGUUACAGCGAGCCAAUUUCUGGCGACGGCAAAGAGGUGCUCCUUUGUUACCGGAGUGGUAG
Messenger RNA from Cadophora gregata, 468 nucleotides. RefSeq lists its product as uncharacterized. The coding region runs from base 1 to 468 and encodes 155 amino acids. Lineage: Eukaryota; Fungi; Ascomycota; Leotiomycetes; Helotiales; Ploettnerulaceae. The record is from RefSeq and is a predicted model, not a curated record. The transcript has a single exon.